CCUGUUCCUACAUUCUGGUCACACCGCAGCCGACGUCAUGUCUCGGCCAUCGGUCGAUGCUGACGACCCCGGCUCGGACACAGAGUCUGUACUCUCAUCGUCACAGGCCCCUUCUGCGACCACUCGAUCCCUGGCAGCUGGCGGCCUCAACUUCGCAAAUGCUUCAACGCUCAACCUGUCCGUCUUUGCUGGUAGCCCAGCCAACGCCAACACCAACGCCAAUGCAUCGACUUCAUCCUCGUCAUCCACAGCUGGUCUUCUUGGCGGCUUCAAUGCCCUCUCGACCGUACUGAACAGUCCUCACAAGCGGCAGCAUCCCAUCGACCCCAGCUCGAGUCGCUAUCCUCCCCUCCCAACGCAUAAGGACGCUGAAAUAAGGCGGCCAAAGAAGGAAAGCGUCAAGGCUUACAUCGAUGAGGUGUCGACUGAGUGGGACAGAUACACCAAGAGCAAAAGUCUCGGUGCCAAAGGGAGCGCAAAGACCAGGCUGUCGCAGCAGCAGGAAGGCAGCGACGAUGCAGCUUCGUCCUCGACGGCUACGACCGCCGUUGCCAAGGGCAAGCUCCCACCGCUCAGUGCCGUGCCGCAGGUUUUCUUCGAAGAAGACUUCAACCUCGGCAACCCAUACACCUUCGACAUAGUCACGGAGCGGUACGGGGCCGUCAAUGCGUCCGGCUCCAACAGCGCCGAGCCUGCGAUAUCAGACACAGUCGCACCUCAAGCCAAUUCUGGCCCAACGCCAAACUCAAAUGCUCACCUCGACAAGCUCAGCCAUUACUCUGACAUAGUUGAGCAGCAUCUUCUGCAUGAGAUUUCACUCCGUUCCUCCUCCUUCUUCUCCGCCCUGGGCACAUUGCAAGACCUCUCCCAGUCCUCGAGCUCAUGCCUCUCCGUCAUCCACUCGCUGCGCAGCGAACUCAUAGCCGUGGAAGAGUCGCACGUGAAGACAGGGCUGAGGGCAGUGCGCAAGCAGGAUGAGAGGAGGGUAUUGCUGAGACGGAUAAGGGGUGUGGAGAGGAUACAGAGGUGGUGUGAGGCGAAGAGGAUGGUCGAGUUGAUGGUCGGCCAGGGGGAGUAUGAGGAGGCGCUGCUUGUCAUUGAGGGCUUGAGGGACGAUCUGCAGCCAAGAGCAAGAGGCGAUCAAGACAGGACACUGUCACCGUUGCGAUCACCUUCGACAGGAGAAAGGUCCUUCCAAGCGCCCAAUGGCGGCGAACAUGAUGCGAACGGAGUCACGGAUGAGGAACAAGAGGAUAGCGGCGAAGAGGUUGACCUCUCGCAGAUCCCGGCGAUUGCCGCGCUCGUACCCGACCUCGACGAUUUGGAAGCCGCUAUCUCAGGCCAGCUGGAAGCAGAGCUCGUAGGCGUGCUGGGACAGGGUCUCGAGCAACCGCCAGAAACAUCCCCAACAUCAAGCGACGCGGAAUGGCCUCUGCAGGAUCGUGUCCGCCCCCUCGUCCACGGUCUUGUGCGUACCUCCGGCCUCGAGCAAGCGAUAACCUCUUCAUACCGCCCUCUUGCGCUCCUCUCCAUCCGGCAGUCCCUCAAGCGCGCCCUGCAGUCUGCUCCAGGUGGAGAGGACCCCGUACUGUCAUCCCUCUUCGAUCUGCUUGACGACGAUCUUGCCGCCUCGGGUAAGGGGGAGAGUAGGACGGGCGAGGCAGGCGCUUAUGCGGCCAAGAGGCUGAGGGAGAUGAGCACGGAGGAGUUCUCACCUCUUCUGUCGGCGGCUUGCGAAGGGAUGGAGGCCGCGGUUGGCAGGAUUGAAAAGCAGGAGCGAGGAGUACUAGGUCUUCUCGACCGGCUUGCCCGACAGGAGAAGAUUGGCCUGGAUGACACCCGUGAGGAGGCCUCGGCCUCGCAAUACCUGAUGCCCCCGACAGUCUCAUACGGCCUGCCAAAUAUCCUCGCCUCCCAACUCCACGCAAGCAUCGAAGUGGCACACAUCCUCAUUGCGCGCCUCGUCUCCCUUCGCGCAAUAGCGCACGCUCAGCUGUCCAUGCAAGAGUUUCUGGCCUUCUUCGAUCCGCUCAUGGCGUUCGUAGAAAGGACGGAGAGGAUGGAAAUCCGUCCUCGCUCGACCGAGGGCACAGCCACAGCCACAGGCAGCAGUAACAGUACAGUGGGCAUGCGUCGCUUGAUCCCACUACGCUCCACACUCCUCAACCAAAGCAAAGAUUGGCUGCGCGCCUUUCAUCGCGUGAGGCUGGAGAAAGCGGCACGAUGGGUGGAAGAGGAGACAUGGAGCCAGGCGGAAGUGCCGCUCAACUCAGUUGAGCUGGUGCGCAAGCUUGUGCAAUGCGCCAGCGAGGAUCCGGAGGGCUGGGGGCCGGAUGCGGCUCCAUCAGGAGAAGAGGAGAAAGCAGAAGGGCAGGCGAGAGAGAUGUCAAGCACUCUACCCAUCCCGUCAGAAGCGCCCUCUUCUGCCGGUGGCACUGCGGUCGAUGCUGGGGACAAGAAGUCCUUCUACGUUGUUCCGGCUACACUGCGCGUACUGGACCUCACAAGGGAGUACACGCAAGCCGUCAUCGGAAUGAGCCGCGUCACGGGGACGAUGGAGAUCAUGAGUCGCGAGGUUGAGUUCCUCAAGCAAUUCAACUCCCGCACCUGCCAAGUAGUACUCGGCGCAGGUGCCAUGCGCUCAGCCGGUCUCAAAAACAUCACUGCUAAGCACCUCGCCCUGGCCUCACAGUCCCUCUCGCUCUUCAUUCACUUGAUCCCGUACCUCAGGGAGUGUGUCCGCCGCCAUCUUCCCGACGAGCGCCAAGCCGUGAUGCUCGUGGAGUUCGACAAGCUCAAGCGCGAUUUCCAGGAACACAUGUUCGAGAUUCAUGCCAAGCUGGUCGCGAUUAUGGGAGAUAGAUUGGGGGUGCAUUGUCGCUCUCUUGCGGUGACGAAUUGGAAUGCGCCCCUCCCCGCAAAGGGCGACGAUGAGAAGGAAAGUGACAGUACUUCGCCAGCUGUUCAGCCAAAUAAGGCCAUCGUGGACCUGGUGAAAGAGACAAGCACUCUUCACAAAGUGCUGAGCAAGUACCUGGCGCCAAGCGUCGUCGAGGGAAUCACCGCGCAGGUCCUUUCGUCGAUCACGCAGCGUGUGGGAACGGAGUUUGCCAAGGUCGAGGUCACGCGUGAAGGCGGGGAGAGUGCGAUGAAGCGUAUGCAGGCGGACGUCGACUAUCUCGACGCAAGGCUGGGAAGUCUAAAAGGAAUGUCCGAGGGCGGAUGGGAUACGAAGGGCUUGAGGGCGGUCGUUAGCUCCAAAACCCCUCCCGCACCGCCAGCGCAGCAGCCGGCAAGCAAGUCUUCCACCGCUCCUGCUGCCGGGAAAGCUGCCCCACCACCCGCAGUGAAUACCAACAGCCCUGGUUCACCGGCGCCUUCAUCCCCCGUCGGCGGCGGAGCUGCUUCCUCUCCCCGCUCGGGUCCUGCAGCCUACCGAAGCAAAAUGUUCCCCUUCGGCCGUCGAGGCGCUUCUGCGAAUGCUCAGCAGCAGCAACAACAACAACAACAACAACAGCAACAGCAGGGUACCCCGCCCAGGUCUGCGGCCAGUCCUGCGGGCCAAGGGUCGCCGAUGUCACAGGCGCAAGCGCAAGGUGCUCGCCCGCCGAUGAGCGCAGCAAGCGGGGGCGUGGACGAGCUGGCCCCUCCUGCGAGGACGAGCAGUGCAAGUAGCUCUGGUCGCCCUUCAAUGGAAGCGGUUGCCCUGCCACCGUCAGUCGUCGAGGGCGAUGAGCCAUCCAAGUCGUCAGGAAGCCAAAAUGCAGCUCCUCCGACUGAGCCGCAAGAGGUCGCUGAGCAUACCAAAACGGUCGUCGAUGAGGAGGGCGGACCUGGGCUAGUGGCCGAUGGAGCUGCGAAGGGCUCUGUGGAAGCUCAAGGCCAGCAGGAAGCCCAGCCUUCCGAAGCCAUCGAGAGCAUCGCUCAGGAAGAUCAGCAGCAGCAGCAGCAGCAGCAGCAGCAGGCAGAGCUAGAUGUCAAGCCUACAGCUGAAGUCGCGGACGCAUCAGUGCCUCCAGCCGCAGCACCUUCACCGGCGCCCCAUCAGCCCUCCUCAUCUCGCGACCAAUCUCCCAACGGUCGUUCGUCUCCUGCGGAGGCCAACCACACAGGACCGCCGACCCCAACGACUCCAGCUCGUCCCUCAGCUGAGGCAUCCGCAGCCGUGGAGCCUGCAAUCUCUUCACCAGCUCCUACCCCACCAGCUUCGACAUCAGCUUCGGGCAGCGCCACUCCUACACGCCCGCCACGUCAAACCCUGCAACAACGUUUGGCAGAGGCGGCUAGGAAGAGAUCGGCCGCGGCUGCUGCUGCUGCCGGUGCGGCAACCACUAUGGUAGACACAGCGCGCCCGUCGACGCCGACUCAAGAUGAGAAAGAGGUCCCGCCGCCGCCUACGCCGGAAAAGGACAUGAGUGUCCGGGGUAGCUUGGAGAUUGUGGCGGCAGAUGACAAGCAGAUGGAGAAGCCUGAGGCUAUCGCAGGGCCUGCUACGCCUACUGAUGCGUCCGCGCAAGGAGCAGCGAAGGAAGAGCCGCAGACAGAUGCACAGGAGACUGAGGCUGUACCAUCUACAGAGGAGGAGACGGUACUGAAGCCGGCAUCAUCAAAGGCAGCAAACAACGACGAGGCGCCUGAGGCGCCUGAGACUGUGGCGUCAGUCGACGCCAUCGCUGCUCAAAAGGAGAGCGGCGCUUCGGUCCCCACUGAAGCAAUGCAGGAGAGUAGCGAGGCGAAGGAGGCUGUCGUGUCCGACAGUGCAGUUGUACAAGAAGCUGCUCCAGCUCCGUCGGCCGUACCGAGUGACCCGGCUCCGGCAGAAGCUGUCGACGCCGGCGUCGCUGCUGAUCCAGCUCCCGCGACUGCUGACACACCAUCUGCUGAGGCUACUCCCUCCGGCGCGACCACCCCCUCUAGGGGCGAUGAUGUUGCCUCUCAGCGCGGCGAUGAAGAUGCGGAUGGGGAUGACGACGAGGGCGAAGGGUCCGGCGACAAGACGGGCGAUGCAGAGGCGGGCGCGGCCCCAUCGAGUGGCGCUGGCGGAGGGUCGUCGAACAGCAAGAAGAACAAGAAGAAGAAGAACAAGAAGAAGGGCAAGAAGUGAAGCGUGGAUCUGUGAGCAGGGAAGGCUGUUGCAAAUAGAACUAUUGCAUUGCUUGGCUUUCCUCCUGCUGAAGCAAUGGAAGCAUUCUUCCAAGCACCCCUUCUCUAUCACGCCUCCCGAAAGUCCGUAUGCCCAGUCUCCAUGGCGUGCCGACUCGCCCCCUUCUCCCCCACCAAGGCACUCCCACACGUCCCGCACCUGAGAUCGAACGUCGCUGUGUCCGUAUGGUAAUGCCGCGCCUUCAAUUUCGCCACCAUCUCCUUUGCCGCAGCGUCCAGUGGCUGCUGCUCAUCCCGAGAGAAGAGCGUGCGGGC
This is a messenger RNA of Jaminaea rosea, 5418 nucleotides long. RefSeq lists its product as hypothetical. Gene Ontology annotation, biological process: retrograde transport, endosome to Golgi; Golgi to vacuole transport. Gene Ontology annotation, cellular component: GARP complex. The record is from RefSeq and is a predicted model, not a curated record. Gene Ontology annotation, molecular function: syntaxin binding. The transcript is spliced from 2 exons. The coding region runs from base 38 to 5104 and encodes 1688 amino acids. NCBI's taxonomy places the organism in Eukaryota, Fungi, Basidiomycota, Exobasidiomycetes, Microstromatales.